Messenger RNA from Oncorhynchus kisutch (coho salmon), 4955 nucleotides. RefSeq names its product protein-S-isoprenylcysteine O-methyltransferase-like. Gene Ontology annotation, molecular function: protein C-terminal S-isoprenylcysteine carboxyl O-methyltransferase activity. The record is from RefSeq and is a predicted model, not a curated record. Gene Ontology annotation, cellular component: membrane; endoplasmic reticulum. The coding region runs from base 43 to 921 and encodes 292 amino acids. The transcript is spliced from 5 exons. Lineage: Eukaryota; Metazoa; Chordata; Actinopteri; Salmoniformes; Salmonidae. Gene Ontology annotation, biological process: C-terminal protein methylation.
GGAAAACUCGCGAGAGCCCAUAGGGAGUAACGAUACUUCAUCAUGGCAGGCAAGUUGGUGUUAGAGGGGAAAAUAAGUAUUAUAAGCUUUCUUUUAGGACUGGGUGUUGUUAUAAUUCCCCUUAUUAGAACAUUCGCUGGACAUCUUGACUGGGUAUUCGACUAUCUCACUGGAGUGAGGGGGAAAAUAGCUAUUGCUGUGUACAUCGCUGUUAUCAAUGGCUUCUUGCUUAUCAUAUACAAGGGACCUCUAUAUAAGGUUGCUGUGCGAGCCUGCUUCCUUGGCUUUACUUUUGGGUGUGGCUUGAUCAUAAGCUUUUCCCAAACCACAUGGACACACUUUGGCUGGUACAUGUGCUCCUUGUCUUUCUUCCACUACUCCGAGUACCUGGUGACAGCCAUCAUUAACCCCCGCAGCCUGUCUCUGGACUCAUUCCUUCUCAACCACAGUGUGGAGUACACCGUGGCUGCUGUGUCCUCAUGGGUGGAGUUCACCAUAGAGAAGCUCACUGUCCCAGAGCUGAAGCAGCUGAGCUGGCUCAGCCUGGUGGGCCUGGUGAUGGUGCUGUGUGGGGACUUCCUGCGUAAGUCUGCCAUGCUGACAGCCGGCUCCAACUUCAACCACAUCGUCCAGAACGAGAAGGCCCAGAGCCACGUGCUGGUCACGGAUGGGGUCUAUGCCUUCUUCAGACACCCCUCCUACGUGGGAUGGUUCUACUGGAGCAUUGGCACACAGGUGAUGCUGUGCAACCCUGUCUGCAUCGCGGGCUAUACCAUGGCAAGCUGGCGCUUCUUCCGUGAACGGAUUGAGGAGGAGGAGCUUUCGCUCAUCCAUUUCUUUGCAGAGGACUACCUGGAGUACAAAAAGAAGGUGGGCACCGGCCUGCCGUUUAUUUCGGGCAUCCGCAUCAACAGCUCCUAGGUGUGAGAGAUGGAGUCCUGGAUGUAUGAAAAUGGCAGGCAGACAGACAGGCACUGUGAGGGGCAGCCCUGGUCAGCGUACUGUGGAUUAGCUCCUGUGGUUGCCCGCCCUGGGGUGCUUAGAGCUCACAGAGACUGACACCUAUGAGUGUUGUGAAGGGCUCCCAUCCCCAUACCACCCCCAAGGCCUGGGUAGACUCUCAAAAAGAAACCACACCCCCUCUUUUGUUUGGUUAAAUCAACUACUAGAGACUUGAGUUUUGUAUUUUUCUUUAAUCUCCAAUGUUCUGAUGUAUCUUAAGGCCAGGCACCACACCCUAAUAGGGUAUUCCCCCCCCUCCCCCCCCCACUUAAUCAUAUUACAAUCAACUUUUACCAGUUGAGUGUGGACACUAUAAUCUUUUUGUCUUUUUUUCUGAAAAAUUGUAUACAAAUAUGCAAAUAAGGUUAUACCAUUAAAUAUUUGCAUAUAACACAAACCAAUUUUUCUGGACACUGGAUGAAGUAAAAAUCAACCUAAAUAUUUUGGUUUUAUUUUGUUAAGACAUUCUAGGACCGAAUUUACAUACACAUCUGAUUGUGUCAUAAACAUAUCAACAAUUCCCAAUGUAUAAGUCUGGAGAAUACAUCUAAAGAUAACCACAGAAAAUAAGUUGGCGUUUGGGAAGAGUGUGAUUUCAGGAAAUGGCAGUAAGACAAGGACUGAAUUAAGACUACCUUAUACCCAAUCACCAUAUCUUCAAAGUAACAUUCUCUAAGAAAUUGACUUUUAAGCGAUGUGUGAUUUCAAUGUAGUGAGUGUUCAAAUUAGGAAUGUCCAUUUAAAAGUGGUUACAGUUCAUGACACUUUGAUGUUAGUAUGAUAAACUAACACAAAUAUUUUUAUAAACCUUUUGGAUAUUUUUUACUUUUUAAAAAUACUAAUAUUAAUUGACAAAUACCCCCCUCCCCCAAAACUCUAAAUUGCUAGGUUUGUGCAACAUUUUAGCCUGUGGUGCCUGGUCUUAAGUGGAUGCUGAAUUGAUUUUAGCUUUGGUUACUAAGUCAGAAGUGCUGUAAUGAGCCUGGUUGAGUUUCUUCUAUUCCUUGUUUGUCUGUCAUAUCACAGAGUCAUCAUUAUUAGGCCUCAGCGUUGACAUCAGAAUGGUUUUACACAAUAUUAGGGAUGCACAGUGUGACCCAAUUUGGUUGCAUAUGCAACAAAAUAUUUAACUGUGCGAACUGCAGUUUUAAUUUGGGAGUACCGGUACGGAAAGAAAGUAAAUUUUUAUAACAAUUAGUUGUAAUGGUAAGGCUUCGCUGUACAGUUGUUUCCUGGGUGCAGAUUCGUUAGUGUCAUGCUUGCACAGCAAAAAUCGCUUGUUUCUAAUACAAACAGUUUAAUACAAAUACUUUUGAGAUGGGGAAACCCCAUUGGAAUUGUAUUGUCGCCCAUGUGGCUUCAAUGGGGCCGCACGGUGCAUGCUGGGUCAUUCUGGGACAAGGUCAUUUCUAACAUUUCAGGUUGUGCACUUAAUGUUUUAAAGUUUGGAGCACCAGUUUUACCCAUUAUUUAUUUUUUAUGUAGAGCCGUGGAUGCUAAAUUUAUCAGCCCUCAUACAUGCAUUACAUGAACAAAAGUAUGUGGACACCUGCUUGUCGAACAUCUCAUUCAAAAUCAUGAGCACUAAUAUGGACUUGGUCUCCCCUUUGCUGCUAUAACAGCCACCACUCUUCUGGAAAAGCUUUCCACUAGAUGUUGGAACAUUGCUGUGGGGACUUUCUUCCAUUCAGCCACAAAAGCAUUAGUGUGGUCAGGCUAUUAAGCCUGGAUUGCAGUCGGCGUUCCAAUUCAUCCCAAACGUGUUCGAUGGGGUUGAGGUCAGGGCUCUGCAGCCACUUCUAUAUGGACCUUGCUUUGUGCAUUGGGGCGUAGUCAUUCUGAAACAGGAAAGGGCCUUCCCCAAACUGUUGACACAAAGUACAGAAUUGUCUAGAAUGUCAUUGUACUGUUUGCUGUAGCGUUAAGAUCUCCCUUCAGGGGAAAGGGGCCUUGCCCGAACCAUUAUUCCUCCUCCGCCAAACUUUACAGUUGGCACUAUGCAUUGGGGCAGGUAGCGUUCUCCUGGCAUCCGCCAAACCCAGAUUUGGAUUUCGGACUGCCAGAUGGUGAAGCAUGAUUCAUCACUCCAGAGAAUGCAUUUCCACUGCUCCAGAGUCCAAUGGCGGCGAGCUUUACACCACUCCAGCUGACACUUGGCAUUGCACAUGGUGGUCUUAGGCUUGUCUGCGGCUACUCAGCCAUUGAAACCCAUUUCAUGAUUCUCCCGACGAACAGUUAUUGUGCUGACGUUGCUUCCAGAGGCAGUUUGGAACUCGGUAGUGAGUGUUGCAACCCGAGAAACAGGCCAUUUAAAAAAUAUAUAUUAAAAAAAUUAUGUGCAAUGUGAUUCCGUACUCAGCGGUCCCUUUCUGUGAGCUUGUGUGGCCUACCACUUCGCGGUUGAGCCAUUGUUGCUCCUAGACAUUUCCACUAUACAAUAACAGCACUUAUUGUUGACCGGGGUACCUCUAGCGGGGCAGAAAUUUUAUGAACUGACUUGUUGUAAAGGUGGCAUCCUAUGAUGGUGCCACAUUGAAAGUCACUGAGCUCUUCAGUAAGGCCAUUCUACUGCCAAUAUUUGUCUAUGGAGAUUGCAUGGCUGUGUGCUCGAUUACAUUUUUAUUUUAUUUUUUAAACUGUCUGCAAUGGGUGUGGCUGAAUCCACUAAUUUGAAGAGGUGUCCACAUACACACACACAUACACGUGUGUGUGUGUGUUCUGUCCCAGUAAGAAACAUUUAUUUCUGAGUGACUUUGUUAUACAUUUACAAAAAUGCCCGAAAGUUACGGAAAUGGGGUCCCUUGCAUCAUGGUCUUUUCCCCUUAAGUUAUUUCGCUCUUUCAUAAAUUAUAAGAAAAAGGCCUUUUGAUGAAUGUCAAAGUUAUUAAAAUAAUGUAUGCUAUGAAAAUGUAUUGGUUUUAGGUAUCAGCCCAGACUUUCAAUAUUGAUUUAUCCUUACACAAAAUAAUGAUUUAUUUUAAAUUCACAUCCCAUGUCCACUCAGGAUCAAAAGGCUGCACAAUCACUAAUAUUUUGCUAAUUUGACAACCUGGGCAAGUUGCAGCCUGGUUCUCUGAUUCUUCCAAUCGGUACAGCGUAUCAAGUCAGAAAUGUCUACUUUUGUGAAUUUAUGAAAACAUAAUGAACACUGACAAUCCAUUCACUGUUCUAUUCCAGUGUGCUGUAAGUUUUAACAUUGAUCCUUGGUAUAUAAACUAUGAAUCAGGGGUGUUGUUUCUUCCAUAAGGUUUUAACUAUAGGGGCACCCACAUGGUACAGUCAUCUUUAAAAUGCACUCAAGACUGUUUCUCUUUCAACCACCACUUGAUCAUCACUCCACCUGUUAUUCAUUUGUAUUGAAACCAACCAAUAGAUGCAUUCCUAUGGCUAAGGGGUUCAGAGGAAAGGUUGUCUCCUUUGCGAUAAGCUCAACCCAGCACUGCUUCCUCCUGAACUACCGCUUGUCUCAGGUGAAAGGUUGCCUCUGCCCUCUACUCUGUAUGCCCAGACUGUAUGGAGUGUGUGUGUGUGAUUGAAAGAGAAUUCCUGAAAUUAGAACAGUCGAGCACUGUAACUGUAUGUUGCACAAGACAAGUGUGUGUGUGUUUAGUUUCUGAAAUGAGGACAGUCGAGCACUGUAAAAGUAAUGUGUAUUAGAUGAAUAAAGAUGAGAAGAUUAUCUGUAGAUUCAAUAAUAUAAGAGCACAUUGUUGGCUGCAGACGUACAACUGUUUACUGCUCCAAGCAUGAUCCAGCUGAGCUGAACAUGGAAAAAGCCAGUUGUUGCACUACAGUAUAACAAUACUACAGUUUAUUACAGGUAAUGUAAAUGUAUCAUGCAGAGAGAAUAUUUCUCUCUCUUGGCUGAUUACUUUUAUUCACUUGACUGAAAUGUUCUGAAUUGAUUGAACAACUUUGUCCUGUGAAAUAAAAUAAAAUUUAUCCUAAGAAAA